UGCUUUGGAAUUCUUCCCGCUCCUCUUAACGUUUCAAUACGGUCACACCAAAAGCGCAUUCCAGGGACCUCAGAGCCAAAGGACCCUUUCCAUAACCUGUUUUUCUUCUCUUCGUCAUCAGCCUCUUGCUGCCUCGUCUUCUCUUCAUUUUUUCAAUCUUCUCAGAAUACGCAGCACCUCAUUCGGCUCAGCUCUCCAUCGCUUCACACCAAGAUGAACCUCAGGACAGUGUCGUUCGUCAUCGCAACCGCUGCCCUGGCAGCAGUUGCCUACGCCCGACCCGAGCUCAUUAUAUCCGACGACCAACGUGGCCUCAUUUACAUUGGGUCCUUUGGCUUUCUCGCCGGCGGCACCCUAGAUAUGGACCUCCAGAACCUGAAGGUCGUGCCAUAUGACGGCGACACAGGGGAAGAAAAGCGAAUUGGUUUUCUAAUCCAAAAGGGCAGCUCAGAUGCCGAUAUGGUUGACUGGGAAGAGGGCUGUAUUCUGGACGACCCUACAUUCAAGGAUGACAUUGAUCAGGGAAGGAGCGAGUUCAGACAGCUGGAUACGACACAGACAGCGUUCCAAUACCAUCGCGAAGUUCAGCCUGGAGAAGAAGAAAUGUGGAACAUGUUGUUCGUGAACUGCCCUAGUAGUAUCGUCUCGUUCAGAUUGAAGAUAACAGAGAUCAAUCCUGGAAACAACUAUCUGAGCGCAGGAGAUAUUCCAUUACCAAGGGUAUAUGCUGGUUCUGCUGUCGCUUACUUUGCAGCAAGCGCGCUCUGGUUCUAUAUGUUGAUGAAGAAGGACACCAAGGUCUUUUGGCCACACAAGUUGAUCCUCGUUCUUGCCAUGAUGAUUGGAAUCCAAAAGACGUUUCAGGCUUUGAAAGUGCACUACAUGAGGACAGGUGUUGAUGCUGAGGGCUGGACGGUCAUGUUCUACAUUUUCGCCUUCCUCAAAGGAUCGCUUAGUAUUCUUAUCAUUACGUUGAUUGCAUCCGGUUGGAUGUUCAUCAAGCCGUUCCUAUCGCCAAAGGACAAGAAGAUUAUUCUUUUCAUUAUCCCACUGCAGAUCCUUUCCAAUAUUGCAUCGACAAUCAGCAGCGAAACUGCCAUCGGAUCUAUUAAUUGGUCGUUCUGGACACAAGUGUUCCCCAUGGUCGAUCUCAUCAGUUGCGUGGUUAUUCUCGGCGUCAUUAUCCAGACACAGAGGCAUCUAGGUGAGGCUGCAGAGACUGAGGGAAAGGUUGCCGAGAACAAGAGCAAGUACAAGCUCUGGGGAUCGUUCUAUCUCAUCACAGUCGUCUACAUCUACCUGACGAGGAUCUUGGUCGAGUUCUUGAAGGUCGCUCUGCCGUACCAAUAUGUCCAAUGGUUGGUCGAGUUGCUCAAUGAGGCCAUCACACUUGGCUUCUACGCAACGAUCGGAUGGAAAUUCCGACCAUACGCGAAUAACCCAUACACACUGAUCGACGAGGACGAGGAUGAUCAUGAUAUCGAGUCCGGCGUCAACGGAGGCGAGACUCAUGGUCUCCAGACCAUGUCCAGACGUGAAGGUAGAACCAAUGAGCACGACGAGUAGACAAAAAAAACUAUACGAAGUGUACCAUUUUAAUGCAUGGCCAAUAAAUGCUCUAGAAAAGUACAUGGUAUGCCAGUUGCUUUAUUUUUAUUUUUGAAUGACCUGGAGGCUAUGGUACAUGGUUAAACGGGCUGAAUCUUGGAUUUCUACUGGGGCAAGACCUUCUUGAUUUCUG
Messenger RNA from Gamsiella multidivaricata, 1741 nucleotides. RefSeq names its product lung seven transmembrane receptor-domain-containing protein. Gene Ontology annotation, cellular component: membrane; Golgi apparatus. Gene Ontology annotation, biological process: transport. The record is from RefSeq and is a predicted model, not a curated record. The coding region runs from base 214 to 1566 and encodes 450 amino acids. NCBI's taxonomy places the organism in Eukaryota, Fungi, Mortierellomycota, Mortierellomycetes, Mortierellales, Mortierellaceae. The transcript is spliced from 11 exons.